Cuculus canorus (common cuckoo) is the source of this 4789-nucleotide messenger RNA. RefSeq names its product NLR family member X1 (gene NLRX1). Gene Ontology annotation, cellular component: mitochondrion. The coding region runs from base 1820 to 4789 and encodes 989 amino acids. Gene Ontology annotation, biological process: negative regulation of canonical NF-kappaB signal transduction. Gene Ontology annotation, molecular function: protein binding. The transcript has 10 exons. The record is from RefSeq and is a predicted model, not a curated record. NCBI's taxonomy places the organism in Eukaryota, Metazoa, Chordata, Aves, Cuculiformes, Cuculidae.
ACUGGCUCUGAGCUCAGCACCGCUUCCCUGGGUCGCUGGAGCAGAUCUGCAGGCAGCGAGAGGGUAGGUGUAUCUGUUUGGGUGUAUGUGCGCAUGUCUGUGUGUGUGUGUGUUACACAGCUGGGCAAAAUCAGGCGGUGCCGCCUUGCCAGCACAGCUUCCUCGGCGCUCCUUUCCCCGUGGGGUUGCUGUUGUCCCGCUCUCUCAUCUGUGUGAGGCGGUGGUGGCUGAGCACGAGGGGAUUCACUUGUCCUUGCGGCACCAGCUGGGGACGCAGAGCCAGGAGCUGUGUCAGAGCAAACCUCACCUCGCAGCACCGCUGUUUCUCAGGAUGGCAGGGGCUGUGACUACAAAUUCUGCUCCUGAAGGCUCACCCUGCUGAGCCGUGGUGGGAGCUUGAGUCAGCACCGGCACAGCCAGUUCUGCCGGAUCGGACCGUGUCUCAUCGGGGCAGGUAAGUCUGAGCAGAGCACUGCUGCACCGAAUCCCCUCGGAGCAGAGCUGCCGAUUGCAUCCCCACAGAGCCAGGCACAAGCAGGGCAGCUGCCCAAAGCACCUGAGACCAUGGAUGGGUGCUUUCCCUGGGGAAAAGGCACUGUGCAGCCUGGAGGGACCAGCUGAGCCCCCCGCCAGCCGUGCCACCGCUCCUGCUGGCUGCAGCCUCCCUGGCUGCUUGGAAUGCGAGGACGCUGCGCUCAGCAUCCCUUCGCGCUGCAGCCUCGAGCUGGCAAGGCCCAUUGAGUGGGUUCAGCGGCUGCCGAGGACGUGGUGAGGGCUUCUCACCUGAGGACAGCAUCGCUGGUCAGGGCAGACACCCCAAGGCAGCCCUGGGGCACACCAGUGCCAGACUGGGGGAGCCACUGGGCACGUGGAUGUGGGAUCAGCUUCAUUCUGCCUUUCCAAAGCCCCUCCUCGCGGGCUCUCCCAGCCCCAGCUCCUCAUUUCACACAUUUCAUGGCAGUUCGGGGAGGGGAGUUGGUUUGUUCUAAUAAAAAGCCUUAGAAUGUCAAGGCUGGGAGGAGGAAGAGUGCCCUCUCCCCAGCACUUCUGUUCCCUCGGUUAUGAUGGGUGUUAGAGCUGUGCCGUUACAGCCCAGUGACUCUUGACUGCUACGAGGGAGGAGAUCACCCUCUGCCCCUUGUGCCCCCCUGAAUUAGGUGCCUGCUCCAAGCAGAUGCCCUGCAGGUGGGUUUAGGGCCAGGCAGGAUUGCCCAGAAGGGAGAGCACCUCCCUGGGGUCCUGCUUUGCAGCCCUCCCACCACAAUUCACCUGGUAAUGCCCAGGUAGGUCUGUGAAGGGUGCUGGGUCAUAGAAUGGGUUGGGUUGGAAGGGACCUCAAAGCCCACCCAGUCCCACCCCUGCCCUGGGCAGGGACACCUCCCACUGGAUCAGGGGCUCCAAGCCCCAUCCAACCUGGCCUGGAACCCCUCCAGGGAUGCGGCAGCCACCACUGCUCUGGGCAGCCUGGGCCAGGGCCUCCCCACCCUCACAGCAAAACAUUUCUGCCUAAGAUCUCAUCUCAAUCUCCCCUCUUUCAGCUGAAAACCGUUCACCCUCAUCCUGUCCACCUGCACCCCCUGAUCCAGAGCCCCUCCCCAGCUUUCCUGGAGCCCCUUUCAGUGCUGGAAGCUGCUCUAAGGUCUCCCUGGAGCCUUCUCUUCUCCAGCCUGAACAAUCCCAACUCUCUUGGCCUGCCCUGGUGCGGAAGGUUCUCCAGCCCUCGGAUCAUCUCCGUGGCCUCCUCUGGACUUGCUCCAACAGCUCCAUAUCCCGCCUGCGCUGAGGGCUCCAGAACUGAACACGGGGCUGCAGGCAGAGGAUGUCGCAGGCCAUGCGAUACCCGAGCUGCCUGCCCUGGGGCAGCUGGACACCGCUGUGCCGAUCCCCACCAGGGAGCAGAGGGACCCGGAGCGUGUACCUGUGCGCCGCCCCAGUGCCAGGUGCUCCAGGCAGCUCCUUCCUCAGGAAGAUCCUUUGCACCAGCAGCAUCUCCCUCCCCAGGGGCUGUGUCCACUACCAAGGAGGGUCCCAGGACCAUUCUGGCCACGCCAGCUCCUCUCACCACAGGCCAUCCCGGCUGAGGAAUGUGGCUCCUUCUGAUGCCAUCAAGAAACACCAGAAGAGCCUGUCUGCAUGGUUCAGCCACCAGCCCAACGAAGAGAGGCAGUUCGGCCCUUCCUUCUCACUGGAUGCAGUCCAUGUGGACCCAGUGAUCCGGGAGAGCUCCCUGGAGGAGAUCCUGAAGCCCUCCCCUGACUUAACCAUCCAGAACCAGCUCCAGCAGCCCUGCAGCCAGGUUAUCACCGUCCAGAACCUUUUUGAUGUGGAUGCCUGUGGGCGGCAGGUGAAGAACGUGGUGCUGUAUGGCACUGUGGGCACAGGGAAGAGCACCCUCAUCAAGAAGAUGGUGGUGGACUGGUGCCACGGUCGCCUACCCCGCUUUGAGCUGGUCAUCCCCUUCUCCUGCGAGGACUUGUCCCAUAGUCACGCCCCGAUCUCACUGCGGCGCCUCAUAACCAAGAAGUACCAGCACCUCCGGGAUGUGGUGCCAAUGCUGGACACCUCCAACCUCAAGGUGCUUUUCAUCCUCAAUGGCCUGGAGCGCCUCAACUUGGACUUCAGGCUGGCUGGCACGGAGCUCUGCUGUGACCCCAAUGAGCCUGUGCCUCACUCUGCCAUCGUGGUCAACCUGCUGCGAAAAUAUCUCCUGCCAGAGGCCAGCAUCAUCGUCACCACGCGCCCAUCGGCGGUGCGCCGGAUCCCUGGCAAAUAUGUGGGCCGCUAUGCCGAGAUCUGUGGCUUCUCCGACACCAACCUGCAGAAGCUGUACUUCCAGAUGCGUCUCAGCCAGCCUGGCUGCACCGGAGAGGACAACAUGGGUAACAGCUCAGGUGAGCAGGAGAACUUGGUGGAGAUGUUGUCGAGGAACUUGGAGCGCCACAACCAAAUAGCUGCUGCUUGCUUCUUGCCCUCUUACUGCUGGCUGGUGUGCACCACGCUGCACUUCCUCUACUUCACCAGGACGGUUCCUCCCAGCCAGACCCUGACUGGCAUCUACACCAGCUUCCUGAGGCUCAACUUCAGUGGGGAGGUCCUGGACAGCACAGACCCCACCAACAUCUCCAUGAUGAAGUAUGUGGCCAAGACAGUGGGGAAGCUGGCCUAUGAAGGGGUGAUGUCCCGCAAGACCUGCUUCUCAGAGGAUGACCUGCAGCGGUGCUUUGAGGUGGAGAUGAAGACUGAAAGUGAGCUCAACCUCCUGGAGGUCUUCCGAAGUGACGUCUUCCGCUUCUUCCUCACUCCCUGUGUGCAGCCAGGCAAAGGGCACACCUUUGUCUUCACCAUCCCUGCUAUGCAGGAGUACCUGGCGGCCCUGUAUGUGGUGCUGGGCGAGAAGAAAACCCUGGCACAGAGAGUGGGAAAGGAGCUGUCGGAGGUCAUUGGGAAGGUGAGCGAAGAGGUCACUGUGGUUCUGAGUAUCAUCUCCAAGGUGCUGCCCUUGCGCUUCCUGCCAGUGCUCUUCAACCUGCUCAAAAUCUUCCCUCGCUACUUCUCCCGGCUGAGCGGGAAGGAGCGGGAUGCUAUUGCCCACACCAUGGCAGAAGAACUGUUCAAAGAGGAGGACUACUACAACGAUGAUGUCUUGGACCAAAUCAAUUCCAGCAUCCUAGGUGUGGAGGGCCCCAUGCGCCACCCUGAUGAGGCCUCUGAUGAUGAGGUCUUUGAGCUCUUCCCCAUCUUCAUGGGUGGGUUACUGUCCCGCCGGAACCGUGCCAUCCUGCAGCAGCUGGGCUGCUCCAUCCAGAACAUGGCAGCCUUUGAGAUUGCCAAAGCCAUGAAGAAGACGGUCAUCAGGAACAGCCGCAAGGGGCUGCCCCCCUCCGAGCUGAUGGACUACCUCUUCUUCCUGCAUGAGUUCCAGAACGAGCGCUUCACAGUGGAGGCCAUCCGCUCCCUUCGGACCGUCAACCUCUCAUCCGUCAAGAUGACUCCUCUCAAGUGCUCUGUCCUGGCGUCUGUCAUGGGCACCACAUGCCAUGAGGUGGAGGAGCUGAACCUGACCUCCUGCAACCUUGAUGCCAGCAGUCUGAGGAUUCUCUUCCCCGUCCUGCUGCGAUGCAAAGCUCUCCAUCUGCAGCUCAACAGCCUGGGCUCUGAUGCCUGCAAGGAAAUCCGUGACCUGCUCCUGCAUGACAAGUGUGUGGUGAGCAACCUGCGGUUGGCGAAUAACCCCGUGGGUGAGCAGGGGGCACAAUACCUGGCCGAGGGGCUGGCAGGCAACCGCUCGCUGACCUAUUUGUCCCUGCUGCACACCACGCUGGGCGACCGGGGCGCAGAAGUCAUUGCUCAGCACCUGGCUAAGAACCAGCACCUCCAGGAGCUCAACCUGGGCUACAACUCGUUGACGGACGCAGCCGCCCUGCAAGUAGUGGAGGUGGCUAAAAAUCACGCGACGCUGGACAAAGUGCAUCUGUACUUCAACGACAUCAGCGAGGAAGGCAAACGGGCGCUUCACAGCCUGCGCAUGGACCGCGACGGCGUCAGAGCACUGGUCUUCCUCACAGCAGGCACCGACGUCUCCGACUACUGGUCCAACAUCCUGAACGUGGUGCAGAAGAACCUGCCUUUCUGGGACCGCGAGCGGGUUCAGCAGCACCUUGCCCUCCUCCUGCAGGACCUGGAGAGCAGCAGGAGACAGACUGCCAAUCCCUGGAGGAAAGCAAAGUUCCUACGAGUUGAGAGCGAGGUCAAGAAGAUGCUGGGGAAGCUGCAGCAUGGGAGCCUCUAA